UCUCUUUUCUUCUCCUUCCUCACUACCCGACUAGUAAAUAUAAUUAAAUUUUUUUUAAUUAUUUGUCAUAUUAAUGAGGGAAUAACUUUUUGUUCAAAAAAUUUGUUUGGCAAAACCUCAACUACUCUGCAAUAAGCACACGAUUAAUCUCCCCAGAAGCGUUGAAAUCGUGUUAACUGAUCGGUUGAGAAGUGUUUCUCUUGUUGUUGUUGUUGUUGUUUUGUAUUAAUAAUCCCACCCCAUUGUUUUUUUUUCUCCAUAAAAGGAAAUCAGAAGAAAAAAAAUAAAGCAAUUUUAAUUUAAUUCAGAAGAAAGAGAACGUACCUUUGAUUAAUGAAGUCGCCGGCGUCGUUUCAUUCGUUCGGAGGGAGUAGUUCCAAGCUUUCUAAUUAUAGCCGUUCAUUUGAAUUGCCGGAAGACUUUGAUGAUCUUGCAGGAGAUGAAUAUGGAGUUGGUGGAGCAAUGUUGCCUAUUUUUCUCAGCGGUUUACAGAGGAAUAACCAGCAAGACUUAGUUGAAGUUACGCUUGAGCUCGAGAAUGAUUCCAUUGUGUUUUGCAGCGUAACGCCGAGUACGACUCCACAACAGGUUGGUGCAGAAGAAAAGGAAGGUGGUUCCGUUAACGGUUCGUCGGGGAUUUUAGCGAGAAGCUUAUCGGCGACGUCGAGGAUCCGGAGGAAGUUCGCGUGGUUGAAAUCGGGAUCGUCAUCGAGAGCUUCAUCUUCGGCGGCGGAGGUUGAUCAGAUUCAAGACCGUCGGAUUACGGCUCGCGAUGAGAGGAGAAUCAAAGCCAAGCUUCAACGAACGAAAUCCAGCGCCGAACGAGCUUUGAAAGGGCUGAGGUUCAUCAGUAAAAACACCGGCGAAAAUGACGCGGUGGAGAUGUGGAAACGAGUUGAGUCGAGGUUCGAGUCGUUAGCCAAAGACGGUUUGCUUGCUAGAGAAGAUUUCGGAGAAUGUAUAGGUAUGGUGGAUUCAAAGGAAUUCGCAGUAGGCAUAUUCGAUGCAUUAGCAAGACGAAGACGACAAAGAAUCGAGAAAAUAACAAAAGAGGAGCUUCAUGAUUUCUGGUUACAGAUUUCAGAUCAGAGUUUCGACGCGCGUCUUCAGAUUUUCUUCGACAUGGCUGAUAGCAAUGAAGAUGGAAGAGUCACAAGGGAAGAAGUACAAGAGCUUAUAAUGCUUAGUGCUUCAGCCAACAAGCUUUCCAAGCUAAAAGAACAAGCUGAAGAGUAUGCAUCACUAAUCAUGGAAGAAUUGGAUCCUGAGAAUUUUGGGUACAUUGAGUUAUGGCAAUUGGAAACGUUACUCCUGCAAAGGGAUACAUACAUGAACUACAGUAGACCACUUAGCACAGCAAGUGUUGGUUGGAGUCAAAACUUAAGUUCCGUUAGACCCAAAAGCAUGUUCCGAAGAAUGUGCUUUAAACUCCGGUGCUUGCUACUAGAAAACUGGCGAAGGGGAUGGGUUUUGUUGCUUUGGAUUAUGGCAAUGGCUACCCUUUUUGUUUGGAAAUUCAUUCAAUACAAAAACAUGGCAGCAUUUCAAGUUAUGGGGUAUUGCUUAUGUACUGCCAAAGGGUCUGCCGAGACACUCAAGCUCAACAUGGCUUUGAUUCUUUUACCGGUUUGUCGCAACACAUUGACUUGGCUUCGUUCCACAAAAGCAAGAUCCUUUGUACCUUUUGAUGACAGCAUUAAUUUUCACAAGACAAUUGCAUGUGCAAUAGCUAUUGGAGUGUUGGUUCAUGGUGGAAGUCAUUUGGCAUGUGAUUUCAUCCGUUUAACUAAUGCUCCACCUGAGAAAUUUGCUCUCAUAGCAUCUGAUUUUAGUCACGGCAAACGACCGACAUAUCUGGAACUUUUGAUCGGUAUUCUAGGCAUUACGGGGAUAGCUAUGGUGGUUUUCAUGGCCAUUGCGUUUAUAUUAGCAACAAGUCACUUCCGAAGAAACAUCUUGAGAUUCCCUGCACCCUUCAAUAGAUUGACAGGCUUCAAUGCUUUCUGGUAUUCUCAUCAUCUUCUUGGCCUUGUCUACAUUUUGCUGGUUAUCCAUGGAACAUUCUUGUAUUUGUCUCACCAGUGGUACCAGAGAUCGACAUGGAUGUACAUAGCUGUUCCAUUGCUGCUGUACAUGGGAGAACGUACUGUAAGAGCAUGUAGAGCAGAACAUUAUUCAGUAAAAAUAUUCAAGGUCUCUGUACUACCAGGAGAUGUCUUCAGCAUGGUUAUGUCGAAACCGCAAGGAUUCAAGUACAAAAGUGGGCAGUACAUAUUUCUUCAGUGCCCAUCAAUCUCCCCAUUUGAAUGGCACCCAUUUUCUAUAACUUCAGCACCAGGAGAUGAGUAUCUUAGUGUUCAUAUCAGAACAGUUGGAGACUGGACUAAGGAACUUAAACGAGUUUUCACCGAAGUUAACGACUCACCGUUCGUUAUAGGCCGAGCGAGAUUCGGUGGCCCUGGAUACAUUGAUAAUAACUGCCAACCUAAGUUACUCGUCGACGGUCCAUAUGGGGCUCCAGCACAAGACUACAGGAACUAUGAUGUUCUACUCCUUGUGGGACUAGGAAUUGGAGCUACCCCUUUCAUAAGCAUCCUUAGAGAUCUAUUAAACAAUUCAAGACCAGAAGAUCAAAUGGAUUUAGCCACAGAAAUGAGUAGAUCAGAUGAUAGUUGGAACAGUCUUGCAUCUUCGAAUUACACCGCGAAUUCAAGUUUGACUAUCGGCGGAAAAAAGAAGUCACCGCCGAGGACUCGAAAUGCUUACUUCUAUUGGGUCACAAGGGAAUCAGGUUCCUUUGAAUGGUUUAAAGGAGUAAUGGAUGAAGUUGCAGAAAUGGAUCACAAAGGUCAAAUUGAGCUGCACAACUACCUUACAAGUGUUUAUGAAGAAGGAGAUGCAAGAUCAACCUUGAUAACAAUGGUCCAAGCUUUAAAUCAUGCUAAACAUGGUGUUGACAUCUUAUCAGGAACCAGAGUAAGGACUCAUUUUGCAAGGCCCAACUGGAAAGAAGUCUUCAGAAAAAUAGCUUCAAAACAUCCUCAUGCCACAGUAGGUGUGUUCUACUGUGGAAUGCCAGUGUUGGCAAAAGAAUUGAAGAAACUCUCAGUGGAAUUGAGUCACCUGACGUCAACGAGAUUUGAAUUCCACAAGGAAUAUUUUUGAGGCGUUAUCUAAUUCCAUUAAUGGAGUAAAUAGAUGCCAGUCAACCUAUUAUUCGUUUUUUUGUAACUAUAUAUAUUCAAAGAAAUAUAGCUGAUAUAUAUAAAUAAAUAUAUACACACAUACAUGGUAUUCAUAA
This is a messenger RNA of Gossypium raimondii (Peruvian cotton), 3301 nucleotides long. RefSeq names its product respiratory burst oxidase homolog protein E. Bases 334 to 3165 code for a protein of 943 amino acids. Gene Ontology annotation, cellular component: plasma membrane. Gene Ontology annotation, molecular function: calcium ion binding; peroxidase activity; NAD(P)H oxidase H2O2-forming activity. NCBI's taxonomy places the organism in Eukaryota, Viridiplantae, Streptophyta, Magnoliopsida, Malvales, Malvaceae. The record is from RefSeq and is a predicted model, not a curated record. The transcript has 14 exons.